AUGCUUCCUAAAACUAGCGGAAAAGCUGCCAAGAAAGCUGGCAAGGCCCAAAAAAACAUUUCUAAAAGCGACAAGAAGAAGAAACGCAAGAGGAAGGAAAGUUACGCUAUCUACAUUUAUAAAGUAUUGAAACAAGUCCAUCCGGAUACGGGUAUUUCAAGCAAGGCUAUGAGCAUCAUGAACAGUUUCGUUAAUGAUAUUUUCGAACGCAUCGCCGCCGAGGCGAGUAGACUUGCUCACUACAACAAACGUUCGACAAUAACCAGCAGGGAAAUUCAAACAGCAGUGCGCCUUCUCUUGCCCGGUGAGUUGGCAAAACACGCCGUCAGCGAAGGAACUAAAGCAGUAACAAAAUACACCAGUUCCAAAUAAAGCAGGAAUUGUUGUUGCAUAUCAAACGGUUCUUUUCAGAACCACAAA
Messenger RNA from Harmonia axyridis, 420 nucleotides. RefSeq names its product histone H2B-like. Gene Ontology annotation, molecular function: structural constituent of chromatin; DNA binding; protein heterodimerization activity. The transcript has a single exon. The record is from RefSeq and is a predicted model, not a curated record. NCBI's taxonomy places the organism in Eukaryota, Metazoa, Arthropoda, Insecta, Coleoptera, Coccinellidae. Bases 1 to 372 code for a protein of 123 amino acids. Gene Ontology annotation, cellular component: nucleosome.